UUUUGGAUACCAAGUUACCUUUGGUACCCAUAAAACACAGGCCUUAAUCUUCAAUCAAAAGACAAUGGGUCACAUUGGAACAGUAAUGAGAAAGCUCCAUGAGAAAGCUCCAUUCCUUGAGCAAUUGGAAACAUGAAUGUGUCCUGAAUAUUUCUUUUUCAUAGGAUUGUGACAACACAAAGCGAGUGUGUUUUAAUGCAUUUCUUUCACAUCUCUAAACCAAUAUAAAUUGGGUUCAAGUCCAUGGCUCAAGUGGAAGGUAGUUUAAGUUCCCAAUAUAAAAACUUGCUAGGGUUUAGGCAACCUCUGUUUCACACAUUCCUCCAUUGUCUUUAAUGGCCUCAUGAAGCACUUACAGUGGACACGACACCUUACAUCGAUAGGCCAAUGAGCCUUGGAACCCUAAAACCCACCUUCAUCAAGCCCAAUUGUCAUGACCAAACCAUGCACCACACGUGUAAGGACAGGAUUGAUGCCGCGUCGACGAGCCAAUUGUCGGAAUCCGGCGACCUUGCUGCCGGAAAAUGGGUCUUUGACCUCAUCCUUGGUUGUGCGAAAGCCAUUACUGAAAAAGACGCGGCUCGGUCGAACCACCUCCUGUGGAUGCUAAACGAGCUUGCGUCCCCCUACGGAGACCGUGACCAGCGCAAGGCUGCGGCCUUCCUGCAAGCGCUCUUCUGCAAGGCUUCCGGCUCGGGAGAUAGGUGCAGUCGGAUUUUAGCCAUUGUUGCAGAGAAGGCUCAAACCUUUGAUUCGGCCCGUCGGGUCAUCCUUAGGUUCCAGGAAGUGAGCCCCUGGACCACGUUCGGGCAUGUGGCGGCAAACGGGGCGAUACUCGAGGCCUUCGAGGGGGUCCACGACCUCCACAUCAUCGACAUUAGCAACACCCUCUGCACCCAGUGGCCCGCCCUCCUGGAGGCACUGGCAAAUCGGAGCGAGGACACACCGCGCCUUCGGCUCACGACGUUAGUAGACGAAGGUGACUUGGGCGGCCCUCACGGUGCAGUACUGAUAGAAGUUAGACAAAGGAUGGAGAAAUAUGCCAGAUUGAUGAGGGUGCCCUUCGAGUUCGAGGCGGUCGGAGGUGGGCUUGGCAGCAUAGGCUCAGUAAGGGUCACAGACAGUGAAGUGGUGGCCGUCAACCUUGUCGGAGCUCUACGGAGAGUUCCUGUCGAUGCGAGACCGAGUGCAGUACAUGGGAUCGCAGCCUUGGGGCCGCGAGUAGUUACAGUUGUGGAGGAGGAGGCAGACUUAACUGGGGGAGAAUGGGCAGGAAGAGUAUCAGAGUGUAUGAGGUUUUACGGCACAUAUUACGAGAUGUUGGACGAGGGGUUCGGGCGCGUGAGCGAGGAGAGACUGGCCCUGGAGAGGCAGUGCGGGAGGGAGCUGGUGCACACCAUGGGAUGCGAAUCUGCAGAGGGAGGACGGGAGAGGAGUCUCCGGUGGAGCGAGAGAAUGCGAAAUGCCGGGUUCGGACCCGCAGCAUUCAACUUCGAUGCCAUAGAUGAUGUACGCGCAUUGCUGAAGAGGUACGCCGGCCGAUGGUCGGUUGUUUCCGGCGAGGUGCCUGACACGGGGCUCUACCUUUCCUGGAAAGAUCAGCCCGUUGUCUGGGCCUCGGCCUGGAAACCCUAGAGAGAUACAUGGAACUCGGUGUUGCCUGGUUGAGAGAGAGCGAGAAAAGGAGGGGCUCUGAGAGAGGGAAGGAGAAUCAAAGUUUUCUCUCUUUCUUUUCCUUCCUUCCUUCACUUUUAGUACGAGAAGAAACUGGGUGGAUUCGCAAGGAGAUUUGGAUUUUUUUUUUCUUCACUCCAGCAGUUUAGGGUCGGUCCGGACACAUAAAAUUAGGAAAAUGCGAGAU
Messenger RNA from Amborella trichopoda, 1861 nucleotides. NCBI's taxonomy places the organism in Eukaryota, Viridiplantae, Streptophyta, Magnoliopsida, Amborellales, Amborellaceae. The record is from RefSeq and is a predicted model, not a curated record.